Dinoponera quadriceps is the source of this 1862-nucleotide messenger RNA. RefSeq lists its product as uncharacterized. Lineage: Eukaryota; Metazoa; Arthropoda; Insecta; Hymenoptera; Formicidae. The coding region runs from base 165 to 1499 and encodes 444 amino acids. The transcript has 4 exons. The record is from RefSeq and is a predicted model, not a curated record.
UGCAUUGACCUCGCGCAUAUAUUUAUAUUAUAUUAUAAAUAUAAUUAUAAAUAUAAUUUACGCACGGUAUUUACCGUAUCGAGCGAAACCGAACAACGAGGCGAUUAACGAAUAACAGGAAAUUCUCGAUUAACUCGCGGAUUUACAAGGCCGGGAGGGGAACGAUGAGCGAGGGGAAGGGGAAGCGCGUCGACCUGAACGCAGUGAGCGACAAGUUCACGGAGGAGGUGCUGGCCGGUAUCCUCGCCGAAGUGUGUAAGAGCGAGGGAGAAGUGCGGCUGAUAGAUUGGAGUUUCGACGAGGGCUUCGCCAAAGGCGACUACUUCACCUCCAGCAUCAAUAAGGGCAGCGUGAGCGGCGUUGUCGGCGGCAAACUGGGGCAGCGACGUCGCGUGCAGGCGAAUUUUGUCGUAAAGGCGAUGCCGAAGAAUCCCCGCCGACGGAAGACCAUGCGAUCCGCCGACUUCUUCCGCAACGAGAUCGUUUUCUAUACCGAGGUGGCGUCCAGGUUCAAGAAAUUCUUAGCGGACAAAGGGCAGAGCCAUCUUCUGAGCAUCCCGCGUUACCUGGCCUCCUUCACGGACGGUGAGAACGACUUCUUGGUCUUGGAGGACGCCUCGCGUUUGGGAUUCGGGCCGGCGUCGCGACGAAGCUGCUUAGACCUUACAGAAUGCACGGUGAUCCUGAAGACGAUGGCGAAGUUCCACGCGAUCUCCUUCGCCCACAAGGAUCAAAGGGAAGAGGAGUUCGCGGAGAUAGUCAGCCACUUGAGGGAGAUCUUCUUCGGCAAGGAUUACUGGGAUGGGUUCAAGAAUUACCACAAAAACUUACUGGACGUGGCGAGACACGCGUUAAACAGCGAGUAUCCCGGCAGCGAGGCCGAGAGGUGCUUCAAUUCCUACAGAUUCGGCGCCCUCUACGACAAGUGUGCAGAAUUGUGCGGCAGAAAGAACGCACCAACAUCAGUCGUAUGCGAGGGCGACUGCUGGCCACCGAACUUCCUCGUCCGGGACGUCGGAGGAGCCGGUCUGAAGGAGGCGCUCAUGCUGGACUUCCAGAUCUCGCGCUGCGCCAGCCCCGUCACGGACUUGUCGUUCCUGAUUUAUUCCUGCACCGACAAGACGUUUCGCGAUCAACACUUCGACGAUAUGUUGAAAAUAUAUCACUCCGAGCUGAGCGACGGCGUUAAAUCACUCGGAUCCGACCCGGAGCGCGUUUACCCGUGGAACUUGUUCCUGAAGGAGGUGAAGGAGCAAUUUUUCUUCGGCUUGUUCGCCUCGCUGGAAAUUAUACCGUUAAGUUUGCUGGAGGUGUCUCCGUCGAUCGAUCUGGACGACAAGUUCCUCGACGACGAGGACGUAGAUCUCAGCGAAGCGGUGAAAUUUUUCAAUAUCGAGACGGCGAGUGGAAGACGAAGAUUGGCGGAUAUGAUAGUGCACGCUGUUGAUUGCGGAUUUCUGCCGUACGCGGACAAUUUUCAGGCAUCGUCGAAAACGUAAUAUUGAAGAAAAAUUAGAAAACUGCUAUGAGAAGCAAUAAAUAUGAUGAGAAAAUUACACGAUAUUUGUACAUUGUUUGAACUUCUUUGGAGUCCGUUCUGAUCCAACUUGAAAAGUUGCCUUGAAAUUCGCGAUGAUCGAUAAGAAUUUGACGAUUAAAAAAACUCAUUUCGAUUCCGAUAAAGACAACUUAGCCGAGACUCGAACCUUCGUUCAGCCAAAGGCUCAAACGUGUAGCUGUUUAGAAAUUUAGUUCGAAAAUCUCCGCUACGAGUCACCACCGUUCCUACCGGCCAAAUGAGAAAGUAGUUUCUUUCAUUUUGUACCAGGCGAAGAUCGUUUAACUCGUAACUCAAGAGUCAC